Messenger RNA from Benincasa hispida (wax gourd), 861 nucleotides. Lineage: Eukaryota; Viridiplantae; Streptophyta; Magnoliopsida; Cucurbitales; Cucurbitaceae. The record is from RefSeq and is a predicted model, not a curated record.
AUGGCCUUCACCAUCUCGGAUCCUAAGGAGACUGCCCCAAAAGACUCCAAUGAGGGACUCAUAAGGGCUGUUCUGGAGGCAAAGAAGCAGACUGAGAAGUUUGAAGAAAAGAAGAAGGAGAGAAGAGUUGAAGAGAAACGAGCAGAGGAAGAUGAAGUUGCCCGGCUGGAGAAAGAGAAGAAGAAAAAACAGAGAAGUGAAAGAAAACAACGCAGUCCUCUUGGAGUUUUAGAACGAGUUGUGGAACUCAAGAACAACUUAAAGCAACGGAAAACAAUGGAGAAGCUUCCAUUGUGCACUCAAAUUCGCAAGCUCCAUGAGCAGGAGUUUGUGGAUUUUGUCAUUAAAGAGUUUGAGUUAGCUAUUCACGUAACUAUUCGUGAUGCCUUAAGCUAUAGGGUCCAAUUAAGGUCUCUUGUAGCUCAAUGGAUUCAAGUAACUAUGAUCUUGAACGAGGUUCUCAGGUUGUAUACACCUGUGAGUAUGUUUGAGCGUCUUGUUAAAAAAGAAACAAGACUUGGAAAUUUGAUUUUACCAGCAGGAGUGAUGGUGGGCUUACCAAUUGUUCUUAUCCAUUGUGAUCCUGAGUUAUGGGGAGAAGAUGCAUAUGAAUUUAAACCAGAAAGAUUUUCUGAGGGAGUUUCCAAAGCAACCAAUAAUCCAAGUGCUUAUGUACCAUUUGGCUGGGGUCCUAGAAUAUGCAUAGGACUAAACUUUGCCAUGAUUGAAGCAAAAAUGGCAUUAUCAAUUAUCCUACAACGCUUCUCAUUUGAGCUUUCGCCAUCAUAUACACAUGCUCCCACCACCUCCUCAUCAAUGAAGCCUCAACAUGGAGUUCAUAUCAUACUACACAAACUGUAG